This is a messenger RNA of Exophiala spinifera, 1281 nucleotides long. RefSeq lists its product as uncharacterized. Bases 1 to 1281 code for a protein of 426 amino acids. The record is from RefSeq and is a predicted model, not a curated record. NCBI's taxonomy places the organism in Eukaryota, Fungi, Ascomycota, Eurotiomycetes, Chaetothyriales, Herpotrichiellaceae. The transcript has a single exon.
AUGAACGCAAGCGUUUCCAUCGGUCUCCUCCCCACCAUCGUCAACGAUGAGGCGUCAUUGUUGAUGUACUUCCUCCUUUUCCUUCUCUUCAACCUUGUCGGUGCCUUGUGGGGUUGGUAUGUGCCCCUUGUCGAGGAAGCCUUCAAGGGCGACAAGCAUACCAGCGACGACGACGAUGCCGGUGGUGUCCUUCUUCAUCAACAACAACAACCAACUCAUCCUCCUUCUCAAUCUUCCUUCUCUGGCGUCACCUCCGACGAAAGCGCCGUUGUGCGUGAAUUGCGAAAGGAGAACGCCAAACUCAAAGACAAAUACCUCCACCUCCAGGUGGACCUGUACGCGGCGGAGUCCCUCCUCAACACCUCCAGGGAGGAUCACAUGGACGUUCUAGAGAUCUACAACGCCUUCAAGGACUCCAAGAACGAGUUGGAACGGCGGCUCAAAAAGAGCCAGGACGAAUGUGAAGAGCUAAAAAAGCUCAACUGGGCCCUGAAGACCGAACUUGCUUGCGAGAAGGACUCUCGUGAGCGCGAUGUCGAUGAACUCGAGAGAGCGAAGACAUCGCUGACGGCAGAGUGCAAGGAGCACAAGAGGCUCCUUGUUGAGUCGGAAGCACUUCUGACUCUCACAAAGGCAGAGUGUGAAGAGCUCAAAGAGCGCAACUCUGGCCUCGAGGUCGAAAUCGGCUUCGAAAAGGAAUUUCGGAAGCGGGAUGCCGAUGAACUCUCUGAAGCGAAGGCAUCGCUGCAGAGUGACCUUGAAAAGGUCACGAGGGAGAGGGAUGAAGCUCUGAAGGAGCUGAUGGGGGCAGGGGGAGGAGGAGGAGGAGCGAGGGUGCAACAGCGCCCCUUGCCGAGACAAGUGGGUGGAAGAGGAGGAACAAGGGGGGAGGGGGAGAAGAAGGUGUCGACCAUUAUUGGCGACGCAAUGGCCAGUUUUGAGGCCAACUCGGCGCCAGCUCCAUCUUCUGUGAUGGCUGGAAAGGGAGCCAAGCAGCCAUCGAUCUUCCAUGAGAUUGCGUGCCCCUCCAAGCCAUCUCAGGAGAUGGAUGACUGGAAAACGCCGGGGGAAAAGGAAGAGGAGGAGAAGGAGAAGGAGGAGGGAGGAAAGAGGAAGACCGGGGGGGUGGUUGAGGGGGAUGGGAUCGUGGUUGGGGCUGUGGUAGGAGAAGACGCCUGUCCGACUUGUGGGCAAGGCUAUCAUGAACACGCCGGUCGUGUCAUGAUCAUGGCAACCAGAGGAUGUAGUAUUCCAUCAACAGAUGGCAAUGGAAAGGAAUGA